Messenger RNA from Anopheles maculipalpis, 1071 nucleotides. RefSeq lists its product as uncharacterized. The record is from RefSeq and is a predicted model, not a curated record. Lineage: Eukaryota; Metazoa; Arthropoda; Insecta; Diptera; Culicidae. The coding region runs from base 1 to 1071 and encodes 356 amino acids. The transcript has 2 exons.
AUGGUGCGCCAGUACUAUAGCAACUGCACAAUCUACCAAAGUGGUGAAGAGACGCGAGAGCUCGGUCCGGCGUUCAUCGUGCUAGGUGCGAUGCAACAACGGGUGAUUGGAUGUCCGCACCUUGGGAGCACCGAUGACGAGAAGGAGCUCUUUUUUACGCAGCUGGAGAGGGAGUAUGACUGCUGCCCACAACAUGAUGUGAAGAUCGUCAUCGGAAGACCGGAUAAACCAACAAUUGGAAGCUUCAGCGCCCACCAGCUGACAAACGAUAUUGGCCUCAGGCUCAUCAAUUUUGCCUCCUCCAAGCACAUGAGCAUUCGCAGCACCUUUUUGCAGCACGCACCACGGUUCAGCUACACCUGGAGGUCACCACUACAAACCUGUUCCCAAAUCGAACACGUUCUAAUAGACGGAAGGCACUUCUCGGAUAUUAUCGACGUGAAACCGUACAGAGGCGCAAACGUCGACUCGGACCAUUUCCUGGUAAUGGUAAAGCUGCGCCAGAAACUCUCCGUGGUCAACAACCAACGGAGCAAGCCUACCCCAAGGCUCUAUCUGGAUCGGCUGAGACGUGCUGAUGUGUCGGAGGGGUAUGCGCCAGCGCUCGGGGAAGCGCUCUCGUACGACAAUCACGCAAUGCCCCUAGGAGAUCACUGGCGUAUGGUGGAACGAGCCAUCAGCACCGCAUCGGAACUGAAAAUUGCCCACUUACCACGCAGUCAGCGAAAGGAAUGGUUCGAGGAAGAGUGCACUCGUGCACUAUGUGAGAAGAAUGCAGCACGCGCCCUCAUGCUUCAGCAUGAAACCCGUAAGAACGUGGAAAACUACAAACGACUGAGGAGACUGCAGACCCUGUUUUUCCAGAAAAAGAAGCUCCGCUCUGAAGAGUCAGAUGAAAAGCUGCUGGAGCUGAUUUCUCAGUCGGGGGACGGCUGCUCGUUUUACAGGAGGUUUAAAGAGGCGCGGUGUGGAUUUGCUCCUAAAACCGCGAUGUGCCGGGACGCAGACGGAAACCUUCUGACAGACAGAGCGGACACCUGUACGGUGCAGAGACAGGAGGGGUUGAUAUAA